Molecule: messenger RNA, 567 nt
Organism: Echinococcus granulosus
Lineage: Eukaryota; Metazoa; Platyhelminthes; Cestoda; Cyclophyllidea; Taeniidae
Product: Anaphase-promoting complex subunit
Exons: 3
Coding region: 1-567 (188 amino acids)
Biological process (GO): anaphase-promoting complex-dependent catabolic process; protein K11-linked ubiquitination
Cellular component (GO): anaphase-promoting complex
Source: RefSeq, a predicted model, not a curated record
AUGGCUACAACAUUGGAAACGGUGACAUCGGCUGACAUUACUGAAAAGGAGCGUGAAGGAAAGGUAUGUGACGUAAGUGACCGGGCCGUGUGGUGUCUGUCGUCAUGCAAAAGUAACCAUGGAAUUAAUGAAUUGCUGAACGAGUCGUUGGACACCUACUGGCAGUCCGACGGACCGCAGCCGCACACCGUCACUGUGCAGUUUCCUCAAAAGACUAUCAUCUCUGAGAUUUGUCUCUAUAAUGACUACAAGGUGGAUGAGAGCUAUACGCCCAGCCGAAUCGCAAUCCGAGUGGGCAACCACGUGGGUGACCUGGUGGAGUUGACGGAAGUGGAGUUGCACGAGCCUUCCGGUUGGUCGGUGCUGCCGCUGCGAUGGCCGAACGGGGCGCCAGUGAGCUUGUUCACCCUGCAGCUGCGCAUCCUUGCCAAUCACCAAAACGGUCGUGACACUCACCUUCGUGCCAUUCGUCUCUUUGCACCCCUCGUCCGAUCCGGCCUUGACGCUGCCCUUAACCAGGCUCUCUUCACUACUCUUGAGGCGCGUCGUUAUACCACCAUCCGCUGA